UGAAUUCUCAUCUCUCCCUUGUCAUCUUCCCCACUCUAACUAUGGUAAAACCGUAAAACAAUACGAAUCAAAUCGUACAAACAAAUCCACUCUGGGGAUCUGAGUGACAUGACUUCAUCUCAAAAACUACAAACCCUCUCUCUCUUUCUCUCUCUAGAUUCUAUACAUUUGGUUGGGUCUCUUUCAUUCUGUUUCAUUCUGCUCCUCACCUUCCUUGGCUCUUAGCCUCUUUUAGCAAUUGCAACAUGUUCCAAUUCCCUGAAAUCCCUGACUGUGUUCUUCCAAAUAAACCCACCUUAAUUCCCCCUCUCUCUCCGACUCCAAAUCACUCUCUCUAUCUCUCGAACCUCGAUGAUCAGAAAUUCCUUCGAUUCUCGAUCAAAUAUCUCCUUCUUUAUCGGAAAUCUCCUGAUGUUGGGUCACUCAAACGCUCUCUCUCUGUAGCUUUAGUGGGUUAUUACCCACUUGCAGGGAGGUUGAGAGUGAGCCCUGUGAAUGAGGAGAAGCUUGAGGUUGAUUGCAAUGGAGAGGGAGCGCUUUUCGCAGAGGCUGUUUUGGACUUGACAGUUGAGGAGUUUAAGGGGAUAUGUGAGAAACCCAACAAGUCAUGGAGGAAGCUCUUGUAUAGGACUGAGGGGCAGAGCUUUUUGAGCAUACCUCCUCUUGUAGUUCAGGUAACCCAUUUGAAGUGUGGAGGAUCGAUCCUAUGCCUGGGCAUAUGUCACUGCCUGUGUGAUGGCAUUGGAAGCGCACAGUUCCUCCAUGCAUGGGCUGAUAUUUGCAAACAUCCUAACCAGACCCCCUCAUCAAACCCAUGUUGGGAAAGACACUUACUAAAGCCUAGAAACCCCUUAAAAAUUGAAUACCCACACAUAGAAUUCACCCAAACCCAGUACCAACAUGACCUAACCACCCCUUUUGAUCUAGACCAAGUCCUAAAGCCAGAAACCCUAGUACCCACCUCUCACACUUUCCACCAUGAUGACAUUUUCUCUCUAAAACAACUGUGCAACCUCUCUCUAAAAUGCACCUCUUUCGAGGUAUUAUCAGCUCAUGUGUGGAGCUCAUGGGCCAAAGCAAUGUGCCCACCUUCUCACCUCAAGAUAAAGCUUCUUUUCAGUGUAAAUAUAAGGAAAACAAUGAGACCAAAUCUUCCUCAGGGGUAUUAUGGAAAUGGAUUUGUUCUUGGAUGUGCUGAAACCACAGUGAAAGAGUUAGUGCAUGGGAAUUUAUCACACAUAGUGAGGCUCAUUCAAAGGGCUAAAUCAAGGUUAACAGAUGAUUAUGUAAAGUCAAUGGUGGAUUAUCUCGGGGAGAAUCGCGUUAAGCCUGAUUUAAGCCUGAGUUUGGUGAUUUCUCAGUGGACUAGAUUGGGAAUGGAGAGAGUUGAUUUUGGAGAGGGCAUGGCUUUAUUCAUGGGUCCUCUUUGUAGUGAGAUUUAUUGCAUCUUUUUUCCUGUGUAUGGGGAUUCAUGUGGUGUCACAGUGUUGAUGUCAGUUCCUGAAAGUGGGGUUGAGAGCUUUGGUUAUUGGAUGAAGAAUUUUAGAGAGAGAGAAAUGGAAGGAGAGGGAAAGAAGAAGAGUGACAUAUUUAUGCCUGCAACUUGUACUGCACAUGAGUGUCACCAGAUUUGUGCACAUAUGGCUCCCCCAUUAGAUUUUGCUACGACAUAAGGAUUUAGAGGAUGAAGAGAGAGAGAGUGUACCAGUGUUUGUAGCUUGAACUACUGAUGGUUUUCCCGGGUAUCUUGUAUUCUAUGAAUCACGUGCUAUCAUGAAUAAAUA
This is a messenger RNA of Amborella trichopoda, 1784 nucleotides long. Its product is annotated as HXXXD-type acyl-transferase family protein. The record is from RefSeq and is a predicted model, not a curated record. Lineage: Eukaryota; Viridiplantae; Streptophyta; Magnoliopsida; Amborellales; Amborellaceae.